This is a messenger RNA of Salvia hispanica, 1200 nucleotides long. RefSeq names its product CASP-like protein 4D1. The record is from RefSeq and is a predicted model, not a curated record. Lineage: Eukaryota; Viridiplantae; Streptophyta; Magnoliopsida; Lamiales; Lamiaceae.
UUGAUUUUUCAAAUUAAAAAGUGAAAUGUCAUAUACUAUUAUAUAGUCAUAGAUAGUCUUUUCUACGUAUAUGUAUAAAUGUAUGUCGAUGUGUGCUUCAACAGUAGGUUGAUAUUGUCCACUUCGAUCCUCUAGCCCGCACGGAUUUGUUUUUGGGUCACUCCUAAAAGGAGUUUCAACUUCCCUCAGACUCCCGACGUGGGAUGAGUUUGUAUUCAUGAACAGUAGUAUUGUAUAUAUGUGACAAAAUCCGAGAACAUGAUGACACAUAACAUAAGUAUUGCCGCGUUGAACAUUUUGUUCUCCCAUUCGCUAGGCUGUAAUCCAUCUUUUCAUAUUAGUUGUUGCCUUAGUUACUAUCGAAUUGAAGAUCACUACUCGCUUGUCCUAACUGAUUUGAAUAAAUUAUUUCAUUGUGUAUACUGCAGCUUGUUUGAUCGAAAAUUCUUAGUUGCCAGCAAUAUUUACCAAAGGAAAGAACUACUAAUAAAGGCCAAUGGGUUCCACAAUCUGCAAAAUUCAUACUAGUGCGGUUAUUUGUUUAUAUAUAGGCGGUUCAAUUAUUGUAGUAGCUAGCAAGCAAAGAAGAUAUAUAUAGAUAAGAUCAUCAUCAUCAAACAAUAUUAAUUAAAUGUCGAAAAAUCAAGACGUUGAGACGGCUGAGAUUAAGUGUGGCAAGUUUUCAGCAGCGGUUGUGACAGCUAGAGCUGUGACGACGGCUUCUCUCACAGCCUCCAUUGCAGUUCUUCUGACCAACGAGGCCACCUUGGUCCGCGGCUACGUCUUUACUUACAAACAUGUUUUCUCUUACAGUUACAAGUACAUGUUUUAUGUAGCUUUGUUUGGGAUUGCAGCAAAUUUCCUUUGCACAAUGCACUACAUUCUCACCAAGCAACGUCUCAUUAAUAGCUAUAUUACACUGCUUAAGUUCUGCUUCUACGUGGAUAAGAUGACGACGGUGGUGGUAGCAACGGGAGGUGGAGCAGCAUUCUGCGCGACGGUGGAUUUGAAGAGGGUGGAAUGGAAUGAGUAUAAUUCGAAGAAGCAAGAUUUUGUGAGUGUGGGGUAUGUGGCUGCAGCAUUUGCUGUUGUUGGAUGCAUUUCCAGCCUCUCUUCUUCCAUUCAUUCUUCGCUUGCCCUCACUAACACUAUUUGAGGAUUUAAGACAGCGAAACAACAUCGUAUUAUACUACUCCAUAU